Molecule: messenger RNA, 3583 nt
Organism: Neofelis nebulosa (Clouded leopard)
Lineage: Eukaryota; Metazoa; Chordata; Mammalia; Carnivora; Felidae
Gene: HSF2
Product: heat shock transcription factor 2
Exons: 15
Coding region: 221-1714 (497 amino acids)
Biological process (GO): regulation of DNA-templated transcription
Molecular function (GO): sequence-specific DNA binding; DNA-binding transcription factor activity
Source: RefSeq, a predicted model, not a curated record
CGGUCCUCCCCGCCUCGCUGCGCGCUUGGCGAGGCUGGGGGGCGGGGCCCGGGAGCUGCUGCGCCUGCGUUGUGGGCGUUCUCCCGGAGCAGCAGCUGCCGCCGCCGCCGCCGCCGCCACCACCACCACCACUACCACCACCACCACCGCCGCCGCUGCUGCCGCCACCGCCACCGCCGUGUUCGGGUGUAGAAUUUGGAAUCCCUGCGUCUGGUUAACAAUGAAGCAGAGUUCGAACGUGCCGGCUUUCCUCAGCAAGCUGUGGACGCUUGUGGAGGAAACCCAUACCAACGAAUUCAUCACCUGGAGCCAGAAUGGCCAAAGUUUUCUGGUUUUGGAUGAACAAAGAUUUGCAAAAGAAAUUCUUCCCAAAUAUUUUAAGCACAAUAACAUGGCAAGCUUUGUGAGGCAACUGAAUAUGUAUGGUUUCCGUAAAGUUGUACAUAUUGACUCCGGAAUUGUAAAGCAGGAAAGAGAUGGUCCUGUUGAAUUUCAGCACCCUUACUUCAAACAAGGCCAGGAUGACUUGUUGGAGAACAUUAAAAGGAAGGUUUCAUCUUCAAAACCAGAAGAAAAUAAGAUUCGUCAGGAAGAUUUAACAAAAAUUAUAAGUAGUGCUCAGAAGGUUCAAAUAAAACAGGAAACUAUUGAGUCCAGGCUUUCUGAAUUAAAAAGUGAGAAUGAGUCCCUUUGGAAGGAGGUGUCAGAAUUACGAGCAAAACAUGCACAACAGCAACAAGUUAUUCGAAAGAUUGUCCAGUUUAUUGUUACAUUGGUUCAGAAUAACCAACUUGUGAGUUUAAAACGUAAAAGGCCUCUACUUCUAAAUACUAAUGGAGCCCAAAAGAAGAAUCUGUUUCAACAUAUAGUCAAAGAACCAGCUGAUAAUCACCAUCAUAAAGUUCCACAUAGUAGGACUGAAGGUUUAAAGCCAAGGGAGCGGAUUUCAGAUGACAUCAUUAUUUAUGAUGUAACUGAUGAUAAUGCAGAUGAAGAAAAUAUCCCUGUUAUUCCAGAAACUAAUGAGGAUGUUAUAUCUGAUCCCUCCAACUGUAGCCAGUACCCUGAUAUUGUCAUUGUUGAAGAUGACAAUGAAGAUGAGUAUGCACCUGUCAUUCAGAGUGGAGAUCAGAAUGAACCAGCUAGAGAAUCCCUAAGUUCGGGCAGUGAUGGCACCAGCCCUCUCAUGUCUAGUGCUGUCCAGCUAAAUGGCUCAUCUAGUCUGACCACAGAAGAUCCUGUGACCAUGAUGGAUUCCAUUUUAAAUGAUAACAUCAAUCUUUUGGGAAAGGUUGAGCUGUUGGAUUAUCUUGACAGUAUUGAUUGCAGCUUAGAGGACUUCCAAGCCAUGCUGUCAGGAAGACAGUUUAGCAUAGACCCAGAUCUCCUGGUUGAUCUUUUCACUAGUUCUGUGCAGAUGAAUCCCACAGAUUACAUCAAUAAUACAAAAUCUGAGAAUAAAGGAUUAGAAACUACCAAGAACAAUGUAGUUCAGCCAGUUUCAGAAGAGGGAAGAAAAUCUAAACCCAAAACAGAUAAGCAGCUUAUCCAGUACACUGCCUUUCCACUUCUUGCAUUCCUCGAUGGGAACCCUGCUUCUACUGUUGAACAGGGGAGUACAGCAUCAUCAGAAGUUAUGUCCUCUGUAGAUAAACCCAUAGAAGUUGAUGAGCUUCUGGAUAGCAGCCUAGAUCCAGAGCCAACCCAAACCUGAUGCAGAGGAGUAUGUGGCUUCUGAGUAUACAUUCAAGGAGGAAGAAAUUUGGCUUCCUGAAUCACUGCUUAGAAGAAAGCCACCUAUCAAUCUUGGACACCCAUUGUAGACUUCAGAUCUUAGAACACAGAAAAUCAAAGGUGGAAGAAUAGAGCAUCUGCUCAGUAAACGGGGAUGCUUUCGGAGCUGUUAUAGGGCAGUACUAAAAAGUGUGAACUGGCCUAGUGACAAGUUUAACAUAAAGGGCUACAAAACAACUGACGUGUGUAAGGUAAGGUCUUUUAAAAAUUGAUAAAUUGAAGCUAAUCAAAAUUAAGUACUUUUGCUGUGCAAAAGACCCUGUCAAGAUGGAAAGACAAAGCUACAGACUGGGAGAAAGUAUUUGCAAGCCAUGUAUCUGAUAAAGGAUGAGUAUUUAGAAUAUAUGAACUCUCAAAACUCAACAAAUUAAACUGUCCAAUUAGAAAAUUGCCAAAAGGCAUGAACAUUUUACUGAGGAAAUAUACAUGGCAAAUAAGCACAUGAAGAGAUACUCAACAUCACUAGCCAUUUGGGAAAGGCAAGUUAAAACCACAAUUGAGAUAACACAAUGUUCUUAUCAUAACGGCUAAAAUAGGAGAUAGUGACAAAGGCUGGCAAGGAUGCAAAGAAAAUGAAUUGUUCAUACAUCAGUGGUGUGAAUAUGAAAUGGUACAGUGACUCUGUAAGUUUGGCAACUUCUUGUAAAAUAAUCAUUUAGCCCAUCCACCAAGAUUUCUCUCUUCAUCCCUGGUUCCAAAGACCACGAAUUCCCAUUUCUUUAUUUGCAUCAUUGAAAGCAUGUUAAUAUAAAUGAAAUGAUCCUUUGUAACCUUUUGGGAUUGGCUGUUUUUACCCAGGAUACCUCCCUGGAGAUCCAGUCGAGUUGUUUUGUGUACCAACAGUUUACUCUUGUCUUAUAGUUAGUAUUCCAUGAUAUGGAUGUACCACUGUGUGUUUAAACAUUCACCAGUUGAGGGACUUCUGGGUUGUUAGUCUGGGCUAUUGCAAAUAAAGUGAUAAGCAUUCAGGUACUGGAUUCCGUGUGAACAUAAGAUUUUUCUGAAUAAAUGCCCAAGAAUUUUAUAGGCAUUGUCUUGCCCAUAAUAUUGGGGGAAUCAGACCAUUUCACUAAACCUUGGACUAAAUGGAAUAGAGUACUCAUUUACAAUUAUAUUCUUAUUUCCCCCUCCCCCCUUGGUAAGGGACUUUAAGUAGGCUUCAGCCCCACAUGGGGGCUUGAACUCAUGACCCUGAGCUCAAGAGAUGGACGCUUAAGUGAGGCAUCCAGGCGCCCCCUCGUAAGAGACUUUUUUAAAUACCAUUUUGUGUCAGCACCAAUUUGUAACUUAGGAAAAAAUGCCUACAGGACACAGCAGGUGUAGAAUAGCUAUCUAAUGAAUUAAAUAUAUUCUCCAAAUUAAACUGGUCCACCCACUAAAGGUUCUUUAGGAGAACAUCACUUUAAUUACCUGAGAUCCAAUUUCAGGUGCCACUUACAGAGGACCAAAAAAGGGUGUGAUAUAAUUACUACCUUUGAAACAAUUCAGUUUUUCAGGACACAAAAUGGACAGUUAACCUUAUUGUUUCAGGUUCUUUUAUACGCAGGAGGAAAAGUAGGUCUGAGUAUUAUAGCCACCUAAAUUUGAGUUGCUAAAGAAUUAAUACACCACACACUUUGUCUUGAAUUCAUUUAUUUAGAGAUAGAACACAGCCAUUCAAAUGAUGGAACACAAUAUCAACACCCAGAAUAAAGUUGGGGAAUUAAGUUGAAUUGUUAUAUAUUUCAUUUACAUUAAUAAAUACCUUAAAAGAAGCAAAUGUAGAUUUUAAGAUUCAUUAAGACACUAA